GGGUGACGAGAUGAAAACACACACACACACACAACAGUGUUAUAGUCAGACCUGGAGACCAUUUUCACAAGCUACUCCCACUCGAGUGAGGGGGAGAAACGGAAUGGAAACUAGCGCAGAGAUAUAGAGUGAAGGAAAGCCGAGGGUUGGGAGAGGAGGCGGUGGGUGAUGCUGCACGAUGACAAGCCAGUUCCGGUUGCUACAGUAACACCUGUUUGAAGGACCAUCAAAACAAGCCUCUUCAAAUGUGAAUAGCAGGCGGCGGUGCUGAGGAGUCUCUGCUGUCGCAGUUGCAGCCGAAAGGAGAGGGGACUAGGCAAGCUGGUGUGAAUGUUGGCCGAGUUAAGGAACGUGGCAGGAUGGCGUCCACGGGCACGCAGAUCUUCGCCUUCGUGCUGGCAUUGCUAGGCAUCCUAGGUGCCACGGUGGCCACGUUACUGCCUAACUGGAAGGUGAGCGCGGAUGUUGGCUCCAACAUCAUCACUGCCAUCUCGCAGAUGCAGGGGCUGUGGAUGGACUGCACCUGGUACAGCACUGGCAUGUUUAGCUGUACCCUAAAAUACUCUGUGCUGGCGCUGCCCGCAUACCUCCAGACGGCACGCACCACCAUGGUGCUCUCCUGUGUGCUGGCAGCGCUGGGAUUGUGUUUGGCCUCUGUGGGUUUAAAGUGCACUCGCUGGGGUGGGGGACGGCGUGCUAAACGUCACGCUGCCAUGGCCGCCGGCACCUGCUUUCUGGCCUCUGGCUUUCUCUGCCUUGUUCCUGCCUCCUGGUACACAAAUGAGGUUAUUGUCAGUUUCCUGGAUGCCAACGUGCCAGAAAGCAACAAGUUCGAGCCAGGCGGUGCCGUCUACGUAGCGUUCAUCUCAUCUGGUUUCCUUUUCGUGGGUGGAUCCAUUUUCUGUCUGUCCUGCCCGGGGAAGCGACACGGCCACCAGGAUUUGGUACUUCUCCCUCCGGACAAACUCCUCCUGCAGCAGCAGCAGCAACUGCUGCAACAACAGCAGCAGCAGGACCAGCUCCAGCACCAGUACUGCUCUCUCUCCCCGCUGGACAACAAGACUGGCUACAGCCUGCAGGACUACGUAUAGGGGACCGGUAGUUCUGGAGAAAGACAAGUGCGAUGCACUGCCACUCGACCUCUUGGCUCUCGUGAUUACAACAUGAAAGGGAGAGAGGUACCACAACUUUAAAGAAUUUCCCUUGUCGUUUUCGUCUCUCCCCUUUUUAAGAUCAGCAAGCACAAAACAGUGGAAGUAUUCUCUCAAGCGACGUCUACGAACAGACGGAUGGUGAAUACUGAAGGACGAGUGGCAGCAACGCUGCAGUAGUGACAGCUAAAGCAGUGUGCAAGACAGACGAUAAAUAAAUGCACAUAUCCAGCAUCCUAGUAAAUCGUAUUAAAGUGUUCCUCUGGGAACAGAUUAGCAACAAGGGAAUGUUUCUGCUACUUCAAAUCCCACCCCCCCUUCCCAAAGAUCUGAACUCUGAAGCAAUCGUUUAGCUGCUAACAAUCGUUUGGUAACCUCUGAUAAAAUAAGAUGGCAAUAUGUCUCAAAGAGGCAACAGCAUGGGAGAGCCCUUGUUUGGGAGAUUCUUUGCUUUUCUUUCUAUUUGAGUAAUUUGUGUUAAUGAAAUAUAAUUAUUUUGGUAGCUGAUAGGAUGAUUGAUAUUCUGCCUAAGCAUGCUUUCUGGAGCCUGUGCAUAAUGCAGUGGAAUGCCUGAUGUAGACUGAAUUGUAGCCAUAUAGCCUGUGCCUAAAGAGCUGUAGUACAUAAACCGCUGAAACUGUUUGGAGAGAAGUAGGAGGAGAGAGUGAAUAGGGGUUGCUGGGUCAGAUAUGGCUGAGAGGAGACUGCCCCUUCUUGCGUCAAAUGGAAGAUGUAAUGUUGUGCUGAUCAACACUUUCACAUUUUGCCCCAGACAAAAGCACGCUGCCUUGAGCUCAGGCCAUGCUGUUUGCCGCUCUAUCACGCACACACUCAUUGUGCUGCAUGUGUGCUUUUUACUCAUGCUGCUACUCUCACUGCCAUGGAAACGGGAUUCUACACCCAAAUACUUGUAUUGUCUAGGGUCAUGUUUCUCUGCACACUAGGAUAGUGGACCUGUCUGUGACAAGCUGGAGGCUGUAAUAAAUCACUCCAGCCAACAGCAGAGGAUCGGUGUCUAGAGACAACGUCCCUGCAACAACCCUUCUCUCAGAUGGGAGGGUCCGUACCCUGCUGACCACCUCCGAGCUUGAGAAUAUGAUCAGCAGACAAUGUAAGUGCAGCAGAUUUGUUUAACAGACAUAACAUCAACAAAGAUAAGAUUGAGUUUCAGUAACUGGCAGUUUUUAUGGAAGCAUGUGGAACCUGAUAAGGUUGCAAGUGGCUUGGGUCCAUUCUCACAGGAAGUAGAUCUCUGCCAAAUGAUUUUACUUUUUUGCUAAAUUUUAAUAAGCAAUCACAUUCGUCUAAAAAUGCAUCAGCUGUGACAUCUGCUGAAAGAUUGUCACCUACAAGGGGCUCUUUUCGUCAUCUUACAGGAAUAUUGCCGGUUACUCAUGGCCAUUAUCUGUGGCAUGCUGUCGAUUAUGAGAAAAAACAUUUUGUCAUAAUUUACUCACCCUCACUCACCCUCCUGAGUUUGAACUCAUACAGAUUUGGAACCUGUAUUAAGUCAGGAACUGUUUGGAUACCAAAAUUCUUUAAAAGAACUUCUUUUGCAAUUCAAAAAGUACACACAAGUUUGGAACCUUAAAGGGGUCAUAUGACGUCACUAAAAAAAACAUUAUUUUGUGUACUUGGUGUGUGUUGCAAUGUUUAUGUGGUUCAAAAGCACAUUAUUUUCCAUAUUAGUGUUGCUCCUCUAUGCUCCACUUUCCGAUACGAGUAGAUUUUUACAAAGCUCAUCGUUCUGAAAAGCGUGCUGUGCUCUGAUUGGUCAGCUGUCUAGUGCAUUGUGAUUGGCCGAAUUCCUCAAGCGUGUUAGAAAUUUUCCGCCCCUUACCAGGUUCAAGAAACUUUCAUGCAUAAAAUGUGCUGCAUACACUCGAAUAUUUGGGUUAUACUCUUCUGGAAUAGUGUUGUAAAUAAAACUUAACUACUGAUACGGUCCUCUUUUGGAAGACCAAACAAAGUAGUUUGGCUUUUGCAACAAAGUAGCGUCUCCAUGACACGGCGGCGGUGGCAACAAAACUACAGCGGGUAUAUAAGUUUUGCCUUCUUUCUUUGCGUAUACAUUUGGAUAGUAUGAUGCAAAUCUUCCCACACAGUGAUGUAGAUAUGUGGGGGCUUGUCUGAACUAGGCUUUUUUUGGAAGGUGUGGCUGAGCGUUCACUAUUAUAAAGAAUAUCUCUUUCGGUUUGAGACUUUAAUCUUUGUGACUUUACGAAUCUUCUGUACGCACAAACAGCUUUUAAAUCUCCAAAGACGAAGGAAAACAUGAAAUCACAUCAUAUGACCCCUUUAAAUUAUAAAAAAAAAAAAAAAAAGAGUUCAUUUUUGGGUGAACAAUCCCUUUAAAUGCAUUUCCAUUUUACUUGCUUGCCAGUGAUGCAAUUUUAGAUGAACUUAAUUUAGUACAUUUUUGUCUCUUUUAAACAGACAACAUGUCACAUACUGGCCAUAGAGAUUUAACUUUUUAUUUAAGUAGGGGAAACUUCAUACUCUACCUCCCUCAGUGCUCUCCAUCCUGUUCUUCCUGAGCGCUUACGGAUGUUGCCUCUGACAGCCAGAACAGUUGCAUGACGUGCAAAUUUGCCAAUGCAUGUAUAGACAAACACCCCUUCAUUAGCAUGCGCCCUCCCCUGCAUAUAUAACUUGUGCCAAAAGUGGAGUAAGUGUGUGUUGUGCUUGGACGCAGCCAUGCGUUUCUAUGCUGCUGAAGGGAGGAAUGCAAUUUCAGUGUUGUUCUGCUCUGGCAAAAAGCUUUGGCAGUGAUGGAUAGCACAGCGCAUUCUUCCUCUCAAGCAGAUUCCCAUAGGCGAGCAGAUGGCUGGGCCCAGCACGCCCCCUGCAGGCGGCGGCGGGCUUGCUGCGUGAGCACAGCCAGGUUUUGUGCUGCCCCUCUAGGGCAGAUUACGCCCUCCUCAGCAGACCAUGCCAGCUUCUGGACAAUAACGACUGCCCAUGCACCAUUACUGAAUGCAAUAAGCACUCCUCCUACCCUCCAAAAGUAACGUUGCACUGAAAUGUUACAAUUGUGAAUGUGCCAAACUCAUGACUCAUGACUACUUUGAAAAUGUAUGUACAGGUGUACUGUUCUGUUUGCCAAAAGCAAGAUGAUUUAAAGUUUUGAAAGAUUGUCAUCUGUACUGGGACAUAAUUUAUAAAUAUGAAGUUUAUCAACUUAAAUAUCAACUAAUAUUAAAUUCCAAAGCACAGUAAUUCUUAGAUAACAAGCAAUUCAAGUUCACUAGGACAGGCUUUAAAGGACUGAGAUGAUUUUUAAAUUGUGCUUUGGGAUUUCAUAUUCAUCAAAGUUCUGUAAAGAUUGCAUUUAUUAUUAUUCAUCUUCUGAGAGCACUGUUCAACACCCAAGCAUGUUCACAGCAAAUCUUCUUCAUAAGAAGACACACAUUUACACCUUUUAUUGUGUAACCACAUUCGAAAGCAAUUUAUUUUUUGUUAGCUUAACAUGGUUAAAGAUACACUGAAAUGAAGAUGAUUAUCUGUAGAUAGUAUUACCAGAAGAGGUUUUGUAAUUAUAAAGACAAACUAUUCAUAUAUUGUUAUGGUGCAGCUUGUUUAUUAGCACUGUAUGGAAAGAAAAAAUAACGUUUCCUAUGAUCCAGACGAAACAAACAGGCCCUUGUUUUUGUUCAGUGGCUAAUAUCAUUAUUUCUCGUUGGGUAAAUGCAGCUUAUAUCUUGGUGGAUGCUUCUGCACCUUCUUAAUUUUGCAGAGGAUACUGUUCAAAUAUUUCUGUACUGUUCUCUCAAUGUGCUUGUGCAAGUAGUUAUAUUUUUAUUAAUAAAAAUUGUUGUGAGCAGUAUGUUCUUAAAAA
This is a messenger RNA of Carassius auratus (goldfish), 4989 nucleotides long. Its product is annotated as claudin-20. The coding region runs from base 360 to 1091 and encodes 243 amino acids. The record is from RefSeq and is a predicted model, not a curated record. The transcript has 2 exons. Gene Ontology annotation, molecular function: structural molecule activity. NCBI's taxonomy places the organism in Eukaryota, Metazoa, Chordata, Actinopteri, Cypriniformes, Cyprinidae. Gene Ontology annotation, cellular component: bicellular tight junction; membrane.